CGCUAAGUUACACAACCAUUCAUGUCCUCUCUCGACUUCGAGGCCACGGUUAAGCAGGAGGAAGCGUAUCUUCGCAAGGUGCAUCCAACCGCAGAAGAUAUCCCAUCAUGCAUGAAGUUCUUUGACUUGUUCUUGCAAUGCAACGUGGUUGCUGCCCAGAUGAAGUCUCUGUACAGGUAUGGCCAGAUGUCCGAGUGUGGACAAAAGCUUGAAGACUUCAAGUUCUGUAUGAGCAAUAAGAGCAUGCACCCGCAGGAGAAGUACGACGCGUGGAUACGUCGCAGAGCGGAGUGGUGGGCGCGCAGGCGGAUGACGACUAGUAGUGAGGACAUCUGGGAAGCAAGAACAGAACCACUUAGAGGGUACCCUCCAGAACGACGUAACUUAGACAGCAGUCCGACUGUCGAAUAGCCCGUGUGUAACCAUUCGUCGUUCCUAUAAGCAGUUUUCAUUCAUCAUAAAUGCACUCUGAGCUGACUGGUUCGACUUGGGAAAGUACCUUCGGAGAAUACUGAUGUCGACAAUCAAAGAAGCUCGAAGAAUAGACUUAGUCGUCUCGAAUGUUUUCAUGCCAAACAAUAGCCUUCCUAUGC
Phanerochaete carnosa HHB-10118-sp is the source of this 593-nucleotide messenger RNA. RefSeq lists its product as uncharacterized. The record is from RefSeq and is a predicted model, not a curated record. The transcript has 3 exons. The coding region runs from base 22 to 411 and encodes 129 amino acids. NCBI's taxonomy places the organism in Eukaryota, Fungi, Basidiomycota, Agaricomycetes, Polyporales, Phanerochaetaceae.